Grus americana (Whooping crane) is the source of this 5236-nucleotide messenger RNA. It is a transcript of the gene PHETA2, whose product is annotated as PH domain containing endocytic trafficking adaptor 2. Gene Ontology annotation, biological process: endosome organization; receptor recycling; retrograde transport, endosome to Golgi. The transcript is spliced from 3 exons. Bases 269 to 1075 code for a protein of 268 amino acids. The record is from RefSeq and is a predicted model, not a curated record. Lineage: Eukaryota; Metazoa; Chordata; Aves; Gruiformes; Gruidae. Gene Ontology annotation, cellular component: recycling endosome; trans-Golgi network; early endosome.
GGGGGGCGGGAGGCGGGAGGCGGCCGGCGGGGCGGUGCUGCCGGCGCGGCGGGACGGCCCCGGCGACAGCAGGAGCCCUCCCUCGCCCGGUCGCGGCCGGCUCCCGGCUGCCCGGCACCGCCCGGCCGUGCCGGGAGCGCCGCCGAGCAGGAAGGGCCCGAGGGAUGGGGCUCGGCACGGUGAAGCUUUGGAGACCCUCAGCAGGGGAGCAGCCUGCCCAAGGAAGACGGCAAGGGGUCGCGGUCUGACCUGCACAGUCGGUGGGGCGAUGAAGCUGAACGAGCGGAGUGUGGCCCACUACGCCACCUGCGACUCGCCUGCCGACCAUGCCGGCUUCCUCCGCAAGCGUGUGGAGCGGCACCACCACCAUGCCCACCACCACCACGCCACCUCCUACCAGCGCCGCUGGUUUGUCCUCAAGGGCAACCUCCUCUUCUACUUUGAGGAGCGGGAGAGUCGGGAGCCUGUGGGGCUGGUGGUGCUGGAGGGCUGCACCGUGGAGCUGUGCGAGGCUGCCGAGGAGUUCGCCUUUGCCAUCCGCUUCGACGACGCUGGUGCCCGGGCUUAUGUGCUGGUGGCCGACGGGCAGGCAGCCAUGGAGGCCUGGGUGAAGGCGCUUUCACGGGCCAGCUUCGACUACAUGCGGCUGGUGGUGAGGGAGCUGGAGAAGCAGCUGGAGGAAGCCUGCAAGAGCUUGGCCGCUUGCUGCAAGUCUCCGCGGAGGUCCUCCUCCGGCAGGAAGAGGCACCUCUCCAACCCGGCCUUGCUGCCCCUCCAGGAGAAGCCUGCCAUCCUGGAGAAUGGUUACUCCACAUGGGGCAGUGGUGUCCCUGGGGGAGCUGCCUGCCCUGACCGUGACGGGGGGCACGCGAAGCCCCCGCCCCUGCCUCCACGUCGGCGCUCGGCCGCCAGCAGCACCGCAGGGUCCCCAGUGCCCGGCCUCUCGCCGGCCAUGCCAGAGAGCCCAGUGUCACCGGAGACGGCCUGCUUCUCCAAGCUGCACAGCUGGUACGGGCAGGAGAUCAUGGCGCUGAGACGGGAGUGGCAGGAGAGGCAGAAGAUGGGGCACCCGUGACCGGGAGCGCGAGCCACCAGCCAGCCGGUGCUCAGCAGCAUGUCUCCCACACUGGAAGAGCGAAGCAAGGGAUGCUGCUUCCACCCCUGCCCUGGUCGGUGGCCAAGUGUGCGAUGUGUGUGUGUGUGUGCUUCACGGGGCACGCGGGAGGGACCCGGAUCUUCCCCAAACCUCAUGUUUUAUUUCCAUGAAGCUUUAUACCGCUGGAGAGUGCGUAGCACCAGGGGAGCCGCCUUUGAACUCUUCUCUGCUGGUGAUAUGAGGUGUGGAGGGGGCCCAAAUGGGCAUGUAUGCAACGAACCUCACCCAGCGGGCUUGGCCCCUUGCCGUCCUGGCACGGUGGAUGUCUUAGGUGCUUCAUCGCCCGCUUCUCCUUCACUACUUUUUUUUGGUUUUGUUUCUCAGCGUGGAAGUUUGCACAAGUCAGCAUUUAUUAGUGUCUGUGGUCUUGCGCCAAAGUCCUUCUGCCUUUGCUCUUUCGCUGCAGAUAAGGCUGGGCUCUUAAGAAAUGCCUCUGACAGGCCACUGGCCCUGGGGGGUGCCUCCAGCCCGGUGCCUCUCUCACUACAGGACACAUGAGCCACUAUGGCUGUGGCUGGCCCAACAGCCAGGGCAAUGAGGACCAGGCUCUUGUGUCAUCUUUUUUUUUUUUUUUUUUUUUUUCUUCUUUCAUCUGCACUAACCCUCCUCCCUGCUAAAUCCCACAGAAUGUGGAUUUCACAGGCUUGCAUCUGUCUCUGGGUGCCCAAGCUCAGCAGCAAGGUUGAAAUGGAGACACCGAGCCUGGUCUGAAGCAACAGCCAGGACCAGGAGCUCCCCAGGGCUGAUCUGGACUCUGUCGAGCAGUAGCCAAGCCUGUUAAUACUGUUAAUAUCUCCAGGUCAAGCCUUCCCUGUUCCAAAACAGGGACACUAAAGCCUCUUUGCCUUGCCAGGGGUGAAUUUAUCAGCCUCUGCGCAGACUGUAGCUCCUGCAAAGUGCCGUACAAGGCUCCGCCGGCUCGUUGGGCAGCUUGCCCGAGAUGGCAUCCAGAGCUGCGCUCUUGCAGAGCCUCUCUCUGUGUCCUGGCUCUGCCCACCUCCUGGCAGAGCCGCGCAGUCGGAGGAGAGGCUGUGGAAGAGCAGGGAGGAGGAGAGGGCUGGUCCCAGGAGGAGAAGCGAAGGUGUGGGAGUGAGUUACAGGUAGCACUGACUGCGUGUCAGCAGUGUCUGGGCUUGCCCCUCUAGCGUCAAAGCCGUAUCGCUGCCUUCCACCAAAGCAAGCGCCUGACCUGCCGGCACUUCCCUGCAAUUUCAUGUCGGCUGGUCUCCGUAGCACAUCCCAUCCUCCCGGCGGGUGAGGAGGGCUGCUGGGAGGCAUGCCUGUUGCCUUGCUGCAGAAACGGACUUGUCCUUCACCAGUAGGUCAGAAACCUUGGCCGCAAGGCAGACGGUACAAGUUGGUGGGUGCUGAUUCCAGGGGCUGGAGCACCCUGGAGAUGGUGCUUAUCUUCUUAUCCCCUUAUCUUCUUGGCAAGGGCUGUUUUUCAAAGCAGAAAAAAUAAGUGAAGCAGUCUUGUGUUCCCUAUCUAACAGCAUUAAACCUGGUUUUAUUGCCCCGUUUCAUUAAGGAGGAAAGCAAGAGGCUGUUCCAAGUCAUGACUGGUAGGAACCUAUUUGCUUUUCUGGAGUUAAAUGCACUCUGCUUAAUACUUUGCAAUAGGCAGUAGAGAUUGCCAAUGCAGAAAUCGAAUGACUUCCAUUAAAUUUUGGUGCCUUGGAAAAUAUAUCUCUGGUAGUUUGGGAUGACGAGCUUCCAGCCUCCUGCCUAAUUAUGGCUCAAUGGCAUAUUAGAGGAAAUCAGAUCUUAAAUCAGAUCUUACAAAUAGGACUUUGGGAGUAUAACCUUUACAUAUGAGUGAUGCAAUCCAGUCCUCUCCAGUUUACGUCUGUAUUUCUUCACAGUAGGGAGGAUUCUUCAGGUUUGGGAGGAUUAUUUUUGUUCUGCUUUUAUAAGUGACAACAGUUCAGAAAAACCAGGAGCAGGUGGCCACAAACCAGUGCCCAGGCUCCAUCAGCAGCCCAGCUGGCAGGACUUAGGGGCCAGUGCUGCCUCCCUACCUGCUGCUUAAAUUGCUCAGUGCUGCAGCAUUCCCAGCUGGGAACCUGUCCCCUUCCCCAUGGCAGGGCAGCAGCAUCAGGGGAUGCCACUACCUGGUGCCUCCUUGCUCUGAGCGUGGGUAUUUUGGGGUCAGGGUCAGAUUUGGCAAGCAUUUUUCUCUGGUGUUUGGGGUUUUUUUUCAGUGUAAUACAGAGAGAAGAAUAUUCCUGAUGUCUCAGACUUACAUAAGGCAGUUUGACGGUAAAGAUUUAACUUCCAAAAUAAAUCAAGACGCAAUGGCAGUUCUUACAUGAGACCCCAAGGAUCGUGAAUGACUUGAAAGGGAAAAUAAAUUAACAAAGCCAGUUCUGUCAGAACUGGAACUGAAACAGUAUUAUUCAUUUAAGGGCACUUUUACUUUUAAGAAGCUUAGUUAGUUUUAAUAAGCCAGGAUUGUGCUAGUAACACUACUAAAGAGCUUAUAUUUAAUGCUUUAAUCUGUCCCAUUCAAAUGGCACAAUUUCCACACUACCUGCCUUUGCGUUAGUACGUAUCCCAGCUAAAUCCUGCAAAUGAGGAGCUGCGCUCUGCUUUCUCUCUGAUCGUAUUUGAAGUAAUUGUGUAUUUUAUUCUGCAGUGCCGAGAAGAAAAUGGCUGAAUCCUCAACAUUUUGUAUUUGUGCUCGGCACAGCUGUCCAUGCCUGGGCCUUAGCUAGGUCUCCAAAGCGCUAUGUGACUUUGGAUGCACUUGGUCAGGGCUUCCUCACCGUCCCGCUCACGUAACAGGGAUGGCCCUUUAGCGAGUAAAAAGAGCAGUCAUUGGAGCCAUGGCUAAAUUUGUACAGACAUACAUUUUUUUUAAUGACCACGGCCACUCGCUUCAUUAGGCAGGAAGCACGUGGGUGAUCCACCAGCUCCUCUGAGAUGGAGGCUAUCAAACCAGCUUGGCUGAGGAUCAGUUGUGCUGGCAGCAUCUUUGAAGCAGCCCCCAGGCAGAAGGUCAGGAUUUCAGCUUCCUGAGAUUGCACGUGUGUCUGGCUAAUGGAGCGUCCUCUCUGUCUGCAGGCAGAGAUCAUUAUGGCAACAGCAGAGAGUUUUCAUUGUCCCCAACAGCAAAAUGAGACUGAUUGCCACACGCUGUUUCUUCUCUAGUCAUUCAGGUUUGGACUGUUUCACCUUCCGCCUUCGCUUUCCCUUAUUAUUUUUUAAAAAUAGAAAAUGUCUGGGCAGCACAAAACAGGUUCCCUAGCAAAGGGGAGGCUGAACUCUAAAGCUGAAUGGCUACUUUUCUUCAAGCACUCAAGUCAAGCCUUUUCUAAGAGUUUUCUUUAGCCUAAUAAUGCAAAAGCGAUGAGAGAAAAAUGCUUGAAUCUGAAUGCUUAAGUUAAAAGAAAUUGAAGACUGAAAGAGGGAGGGAGAUUCUGACAUGACCUUUGUAAGCUGUGCCAAGAAGGGCUCCCAAUCUUGUUGAAAUAGUUGACAAAAAUCUUUCUGUUUUUCUGAGGCUGGGAUUUCAGAUUCAGGCCCAUACUGUAUUGUAUUAUUUCUGCACAUUUAUCUUGUUAUAAAGCAAGCGUGGUGAUGUUUUCCACUGAAUCCAGGUCCUAGCGAUAAGAGUAACCUAAAGAUUUUACCCAUGGCCACCGCUAGCCAUUUGGUGGACAUUCACAACCAAGAUUGAACAUUUUCCAUUACGAGAGCUACCGCAUUAACUGUUUGGGGGUGGGCGACCCCCCCCCCCCAUCUUACCCCUCUCAACUGCCUUUGCAGAGAAACUUAAAUAACCCCCACCGAAACGCACGGGGAACGCGUGGAGUCCCCGUGUCGGUGGCAUCCUUCACCGGCACCGAGCGUGCUUUCUGAUCUGCACAAUCCCCAGGCAACACUCCGAGCGACCUGCAGGAGCACUCCUGCCUUUCGAAGCGCUUCUAUUUUCUGUAGACGACAUAGUAUUUUUUUUUUUUUGAGGCGGUUUUGCAUGCGCCUUUGUUUUACAUGCAGAACUUGUAUUACGCAUUUCAAGACAUUGUGUUAACGUUUGUAUUUUAUGCCGUGAAGCUGAAUAAACCGUGGUGAUUUGUA